Messenger RNA from Pichia membranifaciens NRRL Y-2026, 849 nucleotides. RefSeq lists its product as hypothetical. Lineage: Eukaryota; Fungi; Ascomycota; Pichiomycetes; Pichiales; Pichiaceae. Gene Ontology annotation, cellular component: nucleolus. Gene Ontology annotation, molecular function: RNA binding. The record is from RefSeq and is a predicted model, not a curated record. The transcript has a single exon. Gene Ontology annotation, biological process: endonucleolytic cleavage in 5'-ETS of tricistronic rRNA transcript (SSU-rRNA, 5.8S rRNA, LSU-rRNA); endonucleolytic cleavage to generate mature 5'-end of SSU-rRNA from (SSU-rRNA, 5.8S rRNA, LSU-rRNA); small-subunit processome assembly. The annotation marks the transcript as partial.
GACUCGGACAACGAAACGGGCGACGAUGUUGAUGAGGACGACGAAGACCAGUACUACGGGUUUGUCGGUGACGAGGAGGAGGAUGUGGAGGCUGAGAAGGCGGAAGCAAAGACGAGCGUGGAGAAGACAGUCGAGGUUCUUGAGGGCCAACUGCUGGGAGAGGCCAGCGCCAAGUCGAAAAAGGUGAAAAGACUUACGCCGAAGCAGCUUGAAAACGAGGAAAAGCGAGUCAAGAGAACAGGCGUGGUAUAUCUGUCUUCCCUGCCGCCUUACAUGAAGCCGCAGAAGUUGAGGCAGGUGAUGACGCGGUUCGGAGAGGUCGGACGUAUAUUCUUGAAGCCCGAAGACCCGAAGGUGUACAAGUCGAGAAUCAAGUCGGGGGGUAACAAGAAGAAGAAGUUCGAUGAGGGCUGGGUGGAGUUUGUAAGCAAAAAUGACGCGAAGCUUGCGGCAAGCACGUUGAAUGGCAACGUUUUGGGCGGGAAGAAACGGAGCUUCUACCACGACGACGUGAUGAACGUCAAGUAUUUGAAGGGCUUCAAAUGGUUCGACUUGACGAACGCCUUGAACAGAGAGGUUGAGGUGCGUGACAGCAAGAAGCAGGCCGAGUUGUCGCAAGCCAACAAGCUCAACAAGGCCUACGUCAGAAACGUGGAGACCAGCAAGACUAUCAACAGAAUCAAGGAGAGUAAGAAACGGAAGCUCCCAGACGGCGCAGAGGCGGAGGCUCCGCACAUACGAAGAGAAUUCAAGCAGAGACAUGUCGCCACCAACCGAGCGGGAGCCGACGACUCAAUCAAAAACAAGGACACCAACUCCGGCUUGGACAGUGUGCUAAACAAGAUCUUC